Messenger RNA from Drosophila elegans, 3613 nucleotides. RefSeq names its product microtubule-associated protein tau (gene tau). Gene Ontology annotation, cellular component: neuron projection. Gene Ontology annotation, molecular function: microtubule binding. The transcript is spliced from 8 exons. Lineage: Eukaryota; Metazoa; Arthropoda; Insecta; Diptera; Drosophilidae. The record is from RefSeq and is a predicted model, not a curated record. The coding region runs from base 15 to 2351 and encodes 778 amino acids. Gene Ontology annotation, biological process: microtubule cytoskeleton organization; neuron projection development.
UGUAUGUACUGUAUAUGGCAUUGGCCACCAAAAGCUGCCUUUCGAGCCCUGCCACGUAUUGGGUUACCCGACACUUGCACAUUUCUGCACCGACACCGCAGGCGAGAAGUCCUAGCUCCAGGAUGUACGGCACGGCAAAGGAGCGAUCGAGCCAGCAGGUUUCCCAGGAGGAUUACCCACUGCAGCAGCAGCAGCGUGGUCAGUCCAAGUCAGAGUAUCUUCCUGCAGAUCGCUCUAAUUACGGUUUGGAGUCGGAAGCUGUAGAUCGCCCCAAACAGCAGUUAAGAUCACAGCCUGCUCAGGAGGCAACUGAUUCAGCUGUAGACCGAAGCAAACCACAGCUAGGAACUCAGCCAAACAGCAGUACUACCCUAGACUCUGUGCCAACAGAUCGCUCUAGGCAGCAGUUAAGAACUCAACAGAAUCCAGAGUACCUGAGCAAUGUGGGAGCUUCCUACGAGGCAGCCAGAGGUGAUCAGCCCUCCCUGAACCGCAAUCAACAGCAGCCAUUGAGAUCCCAGCCAGCUGCAGAUUACUCCAGCAAUAGUUUCGUAACUGAGAGACAGCAGCGUCCUCAGCCAACCACAAUUGACUACACCGGCUACAAUGCACCAUUGCCACCGCAACCACCACAACCCAAAGAUCGCACAUUUUCACGCAGCAACUCCAAGCCCACCAUCUCACCCCAACCCAAGCUCCAAAGUAAACCCAAUCCCGAGUAUGUGCGACCACCACAGAACUUUGUCUUGCCGCCGCAGAUGCGUCCUGCCGUGGGGCCACCACAGCCGCGUCCUCCGUUCGCCGGAGCCAGACCGAUGGUCGGGAUGGUGGGACCACGUCCGCCCAUGCCACCCAAUAUGGGGGCCCGGCCACCGCCCCUGCGCACCACAGACAGCAAGAGCAACUUGCUAAUGGGUCCGCCAAUGCGACCGGGAAUGCCACCGCAGCUGAAUAUGCAGCAGGCUCGUCUGCCCAACUCUGGCGGACCACUGAGUCCGCCAGGACAGGGGCCGCCCAGGCCACCUGGUGGAUUUCCCUGGAAUCCUGCCGGGGCUCCGGGAAUGCCACCGGGCGCCAGACCGCCCCAGAAUAUGACGCGACCACCGCCACCCACAUUUGCCCGCCCGCCGCCGGGUCAACCGCUGCAGGCCCCCUUCCGACCGUCCUUCAACCAGCCGCCCAUGCAACCGCAACCGCUACCACAACAACUGCAGCAGCAGCAACAGCAACAGCAACACUUGCAACAGCAACCACCACCACAGCAACUACGCCCACUUUCGGCACACAACAACGAUGACGACGAUGACGUGGUCAUGGGUCCUGCGGUGACCCCGCUCAAGACCUUCAACGCGAGGCCAGAUCCCAUGGGCGAGCCCCUGCUGGAGGACAUUGAGCCGCCCUUCGAGACCAGCCCGCCGGCGGGAGAUGCCCGGAAGGGACCUGGAUUUAAGGGUGACAAUGACAGCGGCGUGGAUGAGUCCACUCAGGAGAAGGAUCGCAACGGACCCAUCUCGCCCAGUUCGCCGGUCAAGACGCCCACAUCGACCUCAUCGAAGCCGGACAAGUCGGGCACGUCGCGCCCACCGAGUGCCACGCCCUCGAACAAAUCAGCACCCAAGUCGCGCAGCGCCUCCAAGAAUCGCUUGCUCCUCAAGACCCCAGAACCCGAGCCAGCCAAGAAAGUUCCAAUGAACAAGGUACAAGUCGGACAUGCGCCUUCGCCCAACCUGAAGGCUGUGCGCUCCAAAAUCGGUUCCCUGGACAAUGCCACCUAUAAGCCGGGUGGCGGCCACGUGAAGAUCGAGUCCAAGAAGAUUGACAUCAAGGCGGCACCGCGCAUCGAGGCCAAGAACGACAAGUACAUGCCAAAGGGCGGCGAGAAGAAGAUAGUUACAACCAAGUUGCAGUGGAAUGCGAAGUCGAAAAUCGGUUCGCUGGAGAACGCCGCCCACAAGCCAGGAGGUGGGGACAAGAAGAUCGAGACCCUGAAGAUGGACUUCAAGGACAAGGCCAAGCCGAAGGUGGGCUCCACCUCCAAUGUGAAACAUCAGCCAGGUGGCGGUGAUAUCAAGGAUAACAACCCCAAGGAUAUCCAAACGCAAAAACUAGAAAUUAAGGCACAAAGCAAAGUUGGCUCUUUGGAUAAUGUAAAGCACAAGCCCGGUGGCGGUGAGAAGAAGAUUUUCGAUGAUAAGGAUUAUUUGAAAAAUGUUGAACACUCUGUUGCACUGACAACACCACCAACACAGUUUGCGGCUCAAGGGCGCUUGAUUGCCACGAUCCACCUAGAAUUCGGUCUAUGUAACUCAGACUGUGUGUGUAACAAUAUAUUUGAGUCGCUUUUUAAAUGAACUCCCUAGCUUUAACUAAGACAUCCAUCAACUACUGUACUGUACCUUAUGCCAAACGAUUUAACUGAUGCAGGACUCAACCGAAAGAAACUAAACUAAACUAAACUAAACACAACCCGAACUCAACUAGAAAAGCUCAAACCGAAAAUCUCGAAUGAGUUUGCAAGAGUUUCUAUUUUAAAUUGUAACCGAUAUAUAUGUUUAUGCAUUCUUCAAUGGUUUAGUCCUUGAAAGGUGUAUAGAUACUGUAAGCUGACCUGCCCCUGAGCAAUUCGCCACAGAAAAGGAUGAAAUUUAAUCUGAACCCUAGGACACUGCUCUUGGGCAAGGACAGUACUGCCCAACCAGAGGGCCCGAUGUUUGUUAACUCCUUUAGUAUGUAGCGAAUAUCCUUUAACAAAGUAUUAUUUAUGGCAGACGGUCAACAACCUUACACUACUUAGGAUAGUACAAAUUUUUAACAAUAUACUGAUCCGCAAUUGCUCAAAGUGCCCAGAAACCCAGACUACGACCACACAAAACGGUUUAGCAGAAGGCUGCCCAGCAUUUAAGUCAUCUUACAACAGUGCUUUGCUCUCUCACACUAAAACAAAAUACCACUCAAUCAUUGACCCCAUACUCACAUAAAUUUUUAAUUACGAUUAAUUAUGAAUUAUUAAAUGUUCUUCAUUUCUGUGUUUAAUGCCUCUUUUUCGUUUAUUUUAGGAAUAUAUAUACAAUUUUUAUUAGGCUAGUCGUACGAAACUAAGUGCAUUAAAUUCGAAAUUCGUAUACACGUUACGUCCAUUAGAGUUAUUUAUCGCCUAUUACUAUAUAACUACUACAUCAUAUACUCGAAAUCCGAAUGCGAUGCGGUUUUAACCAAAUAUAGAAACAUUCGAUCCGAUCCGAUCCAAUUCAAUUCGAUUCGGUUUGAUCAAGCAAGCCCCGUAAGUUAAUGUUCGUUGCGAGUUCUUCUAAGAUGUGUCCGUUUCGUAUAUAGAUAGUUAUAUAUACCUAAAUAUUUAACAGUGCUGUGAUAGACUAACCGAACCGAACCGAAGCUAAUUUUCCAGACGAGAUCUGCAUCCAUACCAUACUAUAUAGAGCCCCGAAACGGUUUCAUGGGCAUUUGCUUGCGACUCCCUCGUUUACUCCACCGCUCCAUUACAACCAACCAACUCAUGACUCUAACUUCUAACAAGGCUUUUGGUUUACCUUUUAUUAGAUUACCUUAUGAUUUGUGCAAUCGAUACGCAUUCACGUUUAUAUUUUUAUCUUGA